This is a messenger RNA of Vespula pensylvanica (western yellowjacket), 375 nucleotides long. RefSeq lists its product as uncharacterized. Bases 1 to 375 code for a protein of 124 amino acids. The transcript is spliced from 2 exons. Gene Ontology annotation, cellular component: plasma membrane. Gene Ontology annotation, biological process: detection of chemical stimulus involved in sensory perception of smell; sensory perception of smell. The record is from RefSeq and is a predicted model, not a curated record. Gene Ontology annotation, molecular function: olfactory receptor activity; odorant binding. NCBI's taxonomy places the organism in Eukaryota, Metazoa, Arthropoda, Insecta, Hymenoptera, Vespidae.
AUGUCUUUCCAGAUAUUUCAAUUGUCUACCAUUUUAAAAAAUAAAAGGCAAACAAUUGAAUGCUGCAUUUAUUUGACUGCAUUUGUAUUUAUUAUAUAUAUUAGUUUUUACAUUGGACAAUUACUUAUUCAUCAUAGCAAUGACGUUUUCAAAGAAUUGUGUAACAUUCCAUUCUACAAUUUUUCUGUACAAACUCAAAAGCUGUUACUACUCUUAUUAAUAAGAAGCAUAAAACCAACAGAACUUUCAAUCGGUGGUAUGUUUGUAGUGUCGCACGAAGUUUUUGCUGGAGUAAGUAGCAUUCUAUACUUUAAAUUCUUUUCGAAUAUUAUUAUUUACGUUAACAGCAAAUCAAUUAUUGUAGAUAGUACAUAA